This is a messenger RNA of Poecilia latipinna (sailfin molly), 2092 nucleotides long. Its product is annotated as GTPase IMAP family member 4-like. Gene Ontology annotation, molecular function: GTP binding. The transcript has 2 exons. The coding region runs from base 868 to 1893 and encodes 341 amino acids. The record is from RefSeq and is a predicted model, not a curated record. Lineage: Eukaryota; Metazoa; Chordata; Actinopteri; Cyprinodontiformes; Poeciliidae.
UAUCAGGUUUAAUGGAUUUAAUACUGUAUUAAAGUUCCCACCUGUUAUUAUUUGGGAGUCUGAAAAUUCUGAAAAUAUUGUAAAGAAAUUUUGAAAAAAUAAUUGACUAUCUGUGUUUGGACCAUAAACUUUGGCUUUUGUUAGUGUCUGAUUGUACAUAGAUAUAUUAAUUAUUACCUUCAGGAUCCACAAUAGUUUUAUGGUGUGUUACUUGUAUAUUUUUAGCAAUCAAAAUGUAAAGUCGUCUUUGUCUUGAAUUAUAUUUUUAAUAAAAUACUUGGUUAUACUGGGUUGUUUUUAGAUCAAUGUGAUCUGUGUUUCCUGAAGGAGACAAAUAUCAGCAUGUAGAUCAGAUAAAUGUUCAAAUAUUUUCAUAUUUUUUUUACAUGAACCUUAAUAUUCCAGCUAAUAACAUUAGAUAUUGCAUUUUAUAGUGAUAAAUUCAGUAAAUAUUAAGGGGAAAAAACAAACAGGAGAAAAAAACAAGCUAAUAAAUUUUAAAUAAGCAGAAACAUAAUUAAACAAGAUGGCAUUAUUUAAAUAAAAACACAGCAUGUUCAGGUUAGAGAAGCCUGGAUGUGGCGUCUUUGUCUCGGUAUAAUCUGCCACUAUUAUCACGGCUUUCUUUCCUUCAGUCAUCUUCAACUUUCUGAUGGGAAAAAGUUUUUUCCUUCUUUCGUUUAUUUCCUGUGGAAAUUGUUCAUUCAGUCCAUAAUUAAUCCUCUCAGUUCUCUUCUUUGUUGCUGUGCCAUUUGUUUAUGUUUAAAUCUUUCAAAUUUGGGCCGUUGUUUGGUGGUUCUAUUUGUUGUUGACUGAAUUCCAGACAGUCAUGCAAAGCCUGAAAUUCGUUAUGCAGUAAUUCGAUCAAUGAACGUCUAUUUUCGAAUUCAGGCAGCUUUUGACGAUAAGAUGCCACUCACCUCUCGAGGCCUGGGAUUGAAUGACAAUGUGGGUGAGGAGAAGCCAGAGCUCAGGAUCGUUCUUGUCGGGAAAACUGGAGUCGGAAAAAGUGCAGCAGGAAACACCAUUUUAAGGAAGAGAGCUUUUGAGUCUAAACUCUUUCUUUCCUCUGUGACACAGGCCUGUCAGAAGGAAACCAGUGAUUGUGGUGGCUUAAAUCUGGCUGUUAUUGAUACUCCAGGUCUGUUUAAGACGGGUAAAAGUAAUGAAGAGGUUGUGAAAGAGAUCGCUGAAGGCAUCAGCCUGGUGGCUCCUGGUCCUCAUGUCUUCCUGAUUGUGCUGCAGCUGAACAGAUUCACAGAAGAAGAAAGAAAAACCUUGGAAAUAAUCCAGAAAAUGUUUGGAGAAGAAGCAGCCAAAUACACCAUGGUGCUGUUUACCCAUGGAGACGAGCUGAGAGAGGAACACAUGACAAUGGAAAACCUGUUGGAAACAUCCGAGCCUCUAACAAACUUCAUCAGUCAGUGCUCCAUCUUGCAGACAUUCGAAGAUAAAUAUCAUGUUUUUAACAACAAAGUUGAAGAUCCUACUCAGGUCAGGAGACUGCUAAGGAAGAUCAACAGGAUGGUUCAGCGAAAUGAAGAAAGUGGAGGAAGUUUCUACUCCAAUGAGAUGUUUGAAGAGGCACAGAGAGCCAAGGAACAAGAAGAGGAGCAACUGUUCCUAGAAAAUCCAGACAUUAACCCUCAAGAUGCAAGAAGACAGGCAGAGAGUGACAACUCAUUUAUCCGUGCUGCUCUGAAGGCUGCUGGUGGAGCUGCUACUGGAGCCAUUGCUGGAGUUGCUACUGGACUGGUUUUGAAUACUACGACUGCUGGAGCUGUUAUUGGGGGCAGGGAGGGAGGAGCUGUAGGAGCUGCAGUCGGAGGAUCAGUGGGAGCAAUGGUUGGAGCGGCACUAGCAGUGAAAGAGAUGGCCUGCAUUAUACAGUGAUGAUGACGUGUCUGAUGUUUGGUCUGCAUCUUAUUAAACCCUGAUUUCAUAAUUAAUGUAACAUGUUCAGUUGUGUUUUGCAACAUUAACAGCCUGAGUAUUAGAGCGUGUGAAGCAUAGGCGUGAUCUCCAUCAUAGGACAUGAACCUGCUCUUUUUCACAUGCUUUAUAAUUAAAUACAUUGUUGUCAUCUCUGUAA